GGGCCGGGGGCGCGGCGCCAUGGGGGGCCCCCGGGCCGCGCGGCUGCUGCUGCUCCUGCGCCCGGUCAAGCUGCUGCGGAGGCGCUUCCGGCUGCUGCUGCUGCUCGCCGUGGUGUCCGUGGGGCUCUGGACUCUUUAUCUGGAACUGGCGGCGUCGGCCCAGGUCGGCGGGAACCCCCUGAACCGGAGGUAUGGCAGCUGGAGAGAACUGGCCAAGGCUCUGGCCAGCAGGAACAUUCCGGCUGUGGAUCCAAAUCUCCAGUUCUACCGUCCCCAGAGGCUGGGCCUCAAGGACCAAGACUCUGCGAGAGGUGGCCGGGGGGACAGCAGCUACCUGAAGUGGAAUAAGCCGGUCCCCUGGCUGUCAGAGUUCCGGGGCCGUGUCAACCUGCACGUGUUUGAAGACUGGUGUGGCAGCUCCAUGCAGCAGCUGCGGAGGGACCUCCACUUCCCUCUGUACCCACACAUCCGCACAACACUGAGGAAGCUGGCCGUGUCCCCCAAGUGGACCAACUAUGGCCUCCGCAUCUUUGGCUACCUGCACCCCUUCACCGAUGGGGAGAUCCAGUUUGCCAUCGCUGCCGACGACAACGCAGAAUUCUGGCUGAGCCGUGACGACCAGGUCUCAGGCCUGCAGCUGCUGGCCAGCGUUGGCAAGGUAGGGUCCCCACAGCCCCAUGGGCCCUCCCACUGCCCCCAGGAGCCAGGUCACCUGCCUCCAUCAGGACACUGGUGUGACAGCCAGGGAAGAGGCAUGAGAAGCUGCGUUCUUCCCCGUUGCCUCCCAUCUUACAGAGGGAUGGACUGGGUGUGGCUGGGAACAGACCCCUGGAAGACUCAGGACUGGACCACACCCGUCCUGGGUGCUCUGGUCCUGAUGCUGAGGAUUCACGCGGUGGGCGCCGGCUGCUGGGGGAGGGGCGUGCGAGGAAUGGGAGUUACUGCCCGAGUGGUCCCGCCUCCCCUCCCACCCUCCCCAUCUCCCCUCCUCCCUCCUCCCACUUUCCUCCUCUCUCCUUCUGCCUGUGUCUCCUCACUCACCACCUCCCACCCUCCAUACUUUGCCUUUGCGUCCGCCCUUCUCUCCCCUUGCUCCUCACACCUCCAGACUGGAAAAGAGUGGACUGCCCCUGGAGAGUUCGGGAAAUUUCGGAGUCAAAUGUCCAAGCCAGUGAGCCUGUCAGCUGCCCGCAGGUACUACUUCGAGGUGCUACACAAGCAGAACGACCAGGGCACCGACCACGUGGAAGUCGCGUGGCGACGGAAUGACCCCGGGGCGAAGUUCAGCAUCAUUGACUCCGCUUCCCUGUCCCUCUUCACAAAUGAGACAGUCCUGAGGAUGGAUGAGGUGGGCCACAUCCCACAGACAGCAGCCAGCCAUGCAGGCUCCCCAGACCCUCUUCCGAGUGAUGAGCAGCCCCCGGCUGACAUGCUGCGGCCCGACCCUCGGGACACCCUCUAUCGAGUGCCCCUGAUCCCCAAGUCCCAGCUCCGCCGCGUCCUGCCCGACUGUCCCUACAAGCCCAGCUACCUGGUGGACGGGCUUCGUCUGCAGCGCUACCAGGGACUCCGGUUUGUUCACCUGUCCUUUGUUUACCCCAAUGACUACACCCGCCUGAGCCACAUGGAGACCCACAAUAAGUGCUUCUACCAGGAAAACUCCUACUACCAGGACAGGCUCAACUUUGAGGACUACAUCAAGAUUGACCAGCCUCCGAAGCAGGGGCCAGAGCAGCCAGCAGGUUCCGAGGAAGGCCUUCUAGAAGAAUCCCAGUACGGAGAAGCGGCAGAGGACACCCGUGCCCCUGACGGCCAGAACGCCAGGACACCAGAGGGGAAGCAAGGCCCCCCGACGGUCCCUGGGCAGGACACCACCAACCGCCGCCUCCGAAGCCUGCGGAGACUUCUGGCUCGGCCCCAGGAGGGCCUGGUGGUGCCCUCUCCCACGCAGAACUCCACAGCCCCCUUCCCAGCGAGGACCAGCGCCAUCCCGGCCCAGCCAGCAGAGAAGAAGGCCAGGAAGCCCAACCCCGAGCCCCACCAGGCUCCACGGCAUCCUGACAAGCGGUCCCCGGGACACCCAGCAGGGCACCCGCCUCCAGUGAAGAGGCCCAGACCCGUGGGUGGCAGCCCCGGGAAGACGCUGGGGCAGUCCCAGUGGCUGAAUCAAGUUGAGUCGUACAUUGCAAAGCAGAGAAGGGGUGACAGCAUGGAGCCUCUGGACCCCAGGAGGGACUGGCCUAAGGAGGAGGAGGAGGUGCUGGCAGCAGCCGCCGGCCAGGAAGGACGAGCGGAGGGAGAGGACAAGGGGGAGGAAGAGGAGGAGGAGGAGGAUGUGAGUGAGGUGUUGGAAUACCUGUCCAUGUUCGACCCGGUGGUGAACUGGGACCAGACCUUCAGUGCCGGCAACCUCGACUUGCAAGCCCUGCGGACCGACUGGAUUGACCUGAGCUGUAACACGUCUGGCAACCUGCUGCUUCCCGAGCAGGAGGCGCUCGAGGUCACGCGGGUCUUCUUGAAGAAGCUUAACCAGCGCAGCCGGGGGAGGUACCAGCUGCGGCGCAUCGUGAACGUGGAGAAGCGUCAGGACCAUCUUCGUGGGGGCCGCUACCUGCUGGAGCUUGAGCUGCUGGAACGAGGCCAGCACCUGGUGCGGCUCUCGGAGUUCGUGUCCAUGCGUGGCAGGCAGGGCGUCGAUGCCGCUGGUGGGGAAGAGGCCGAGGCCCGGAACCUGCAAGGCCUGGUGUGGAGCCCACACGACCGCCAGAGACAUGUCCUGAGUGCCCGGGCUCCGGAGCCCAAGCUGUGCUGGCCCCAGGGCUUCUCCUGGAACCACCACGCCGUGGUCCACUUCAUUGUGCCGGUAAAGAACCAGGCGCGCUGGGUGCAGCAGUUCAUCAGAGACAUGGAGACCCUGUUCGGUGUCACCGGCGACCCGCACUUCAAUGUCAUCAUCACCGACUACAGCAGCGAGGACAUGGACGUCGAGAUGGCCCUGAGAAGGUCCAAGCUGCCGAGCUACCAGUACCUGAAGCUAAGUGGGAACUUCGAACGCUCAGCCGGGCUUCAGGCUGGCGUGGACCUGGUGAAGGACCCGCACAGCAUCAUCUUCCUCUGUGACCUCCACAUCCACUUCCCAGCUGGAAUCAUCGAUGCCAUCCGGAAGCACUGUGUGCAGGGCAAGAUGGCCUUCGCGCCCAUGGUCAUGAGGCUGCACUGCGGCGCCACCCCCCAGUGGCCUGAGGGCUACUGGGAGGUGAAUGGAUUUGGGCUGCUCGGCAUCUACAAGUCAGACCUGGACAGGAUCGGGGGCAUGAACACCAAGGAGUUCCGAGACCGCUGGGGUGGGGAGGACUGGGAGCUGUUGGACAGGAUCCUCCAAGCAGGCCUGGAAGUGGAGCGUCUCUCCCUCCGGAAUUUCUUCCAUCACUUCCAUUCCAAACGAGGCAUGUGGAACCGCCGCCAGAUGAAGACGCCAUAACCCCAGGGGUGGCCCGCUGGACCCACCGCUUCCGGCCCCUGCACCGCGGUGGCCUGGCCAGUGCCCGCUUGCUGCCGGAGGGGGAGAGGGAGGGGAGCAGGGGCCACGCUGGGCCCGAGCGGCCUCCGAGCCGACACCCCCUGCGCCGGCAGCCGUCCUCCAUGGGAGGAGGCCAAGGCCUCUCCCCACCUCUGGGCCUCUGGGGCCAGGAGAUGGGAAAGAGACGGGACAGCUCCCGGCAAGGGCGGCAGAACCGGGUUGAGGAAGGAAAGCCCUGCCUGGGUGACACCACCCUGACCGGGAGGUGCCUUCCAGCGUCCACCCCGGGCUCCUCAGGGGGCAGUGGCCAUGCACUGGGAAGCUCUCCUAUUGGACGUAUUUUAUUGGGGUUUUAAUUUUUUUAACAGAAAACCAAAACUGUAACUGUCCAGAUCCAGCAUUGACUGUGAGGGGGCAGAGUCGUGCAUUUAGGGGGGGGCCCGCAUACCUCAGACCCACAGGUGCGUCCCUCGGUCCUUGACCAACAGCUGAUUUGUAACCCAGGAGCCGGCCUCACGUGGAGCCGUUCUCAGCUCUCCCGCAGGCAUGUGGCUCCAGGACACGCAUAUCUCUCCCAGGUGGCCACCUGACAGCUGGCCACCGAUUAGGGCAUUAACCUUACCCUCCAGGUGGCACUAACUCCAGACUGGCAUCCUCUUCCCAGUGCCAUGGGGGGCUGGGAGCCGGGGAACCGAUGGGCAGGGGGCUCCUGGCCCCCUGGUGUUGGGUGAAUAGGCCGUGUAUCGUGGGCAAGGUGGGGAAGGCAGGGACGAGAAGCCCCUUUCUGUCCCAGCGGCCUGUGAGCUGGGCCUUGGGGACCAUGUGAAGCAGAGCCGGGAGAGGAUGAGAGGAGGGGUGGGAUCCAGCGGGAAGGGAUGAGAAGGGAAGUGGGAAGCUUGAGUCCUCACAGCCCAGCUCCCUCCUGCAGAGAGGGCCCCAGGCCUGCCCGGUGGGGAAGACAGGAGGAAGACACUCUGAACUAGGGAACAGGGACGGGGGGGAAGGUCUGGGGAGGCGAGGGCAUCGCUCUGAACUACUUCCUCACGUGGAAGGGAGCAGGGCCGGAGGAUGAAAAGUGAAGCCAUUUCAGGGAACACAGCCCUUGACCUUCGUAGUCUGGGGCACCCUCUCUGUCACCUACGAUCACGCACGUAUCUUGCACUAAUGAUCCCAGACGCCUUCGUGGCUGGGGAUUUUUCUACUGCUGCUGCCUCUGCCGCUACUCUGAUUCACCAACGGUGCAUCGGACACUGCAUCUCGAAGCCCAGUGUCUGUGAGGAAGGGCGUAGGGGGACGUGCAGCAGGGCCCAGGGGGCCGGUCAGCUGGGCGCAGGCUCCGUGCUGUGGCAGAGUCCCAGUCCCAGUGCGUGGAGCUGCAGGGUCUCCUCGGUGGGCCCUGCACUCACCAAGAGCAGGAACUUGGCAUAUGGGAGAGUGGAGCCCCUCGAGAACCGUCUGGAGGUUGAAGAGAAUCCCUGCCUCCCUCUUAAGAAAUCAGGAAGGACACAGACUUUUCAAUUCAUAGAUUGUGGUUUACGGAGGCCAUAUCUGCCCUCAGGCUGUGGCUCUUUAUGGUCCCUGCUCAGGCUCCGUGCCUUGGGAAAAGGGCUGUAGGGAGUAGGCGAGAGCUGCAAUUGGCUGGCUGGGGUGCCAGGUUUCUUUCUGGGGCCACUCUCAUCCCUGGGCAUCGCCCUGCAAGGCCCGAAUCUACCCAGACAGCCCUCCCGCUUCACCCCUCCUGAUGACAGGAGCCCGCCCAGCCUCCCCUGCCUGAUCCAUCACCCCCUCUGCCCCAGCCAGUGCCUUGUGUUUGACAUUUGUUACCUCCACACCACCUGCCUUAAUGGAGAGGGCCUGGCACGGCCCCUACUCUGUAGGGAAAUGUGUAGGGUGGGGGGAGGGAAAGCAUUGAAU
Messenger RNA from Eubalaena glacialis (North Atlantic right whale), 5434 nucleotides. It is a transcript of the gene B4GALNT3, whose product is annotated as beta-1,4-N-acetyl-galactosaminyltransferase 3. Gene Ontology annotation, cellular component: Golgi cisterna membrane. Gene Ontology annotation, molecular function: acetylgalactosaminyltransferase activity. The transcript has 19 exons. Lineage: Eukaryota; Metazoa; Chordata; Mammalia; Artiodactyla; Balaenidae. The record is from RefSeq and is a predicted model, not a curated record. Bases 20 to 3481 code for a protein of 1153 amino acids.